AUGGCGACUGUCAGGGCGAGGGGCAAGAUGCCCGAUGUCGUCGAUCUGACGGAGAAGCCGUCCGCCUUUCAGCCAUAUACCGGAGUCAAAAGGCUGGUUAUCAAGAACCUUCGAGCACCCGUGAGCCGUGAAGCACAGGUGGAGGAGUACUACGCGCGCACAGAAAGGGAUCUCGAGGAAGCUUUGGGAGCCAUAUUUGCCGAUAGGAGGCCGGCCGUGCCGUUGGAGCGGUUGUAUCGCGGCGUCGAGGACGUCUGCAGAAAGGGCGGCGCUGCAAAAGUGUACGGCCUGCUCAAGGAGCGCAUUGAUCAGCAUUUGCAGUCGGUGGUCCUGCCAAGGAUAAGACGCGCUGGCGGGCAGUCCAACAUCGACGUGCUUCGAAGUGUACGGGGCGAAUGGAAAGCGUGGAACGCACAAGCGAUGACCCUCCGAUCCACCUUUAGCUAUCUGGACAGGACGUAUCUGCUUCGAGAGUCCUUCCCAUCCAUCAACGACAUGGCCAUCAGUCAUUUCAGAAGAAUGGCAUUCCCACAGUCGUCGCAGACCAACAGCAGCUCGCCCGGCGAAAAGGCCAUUGCCGGAGUGUGCGAGCUGGUCGAGUAUGACCGCCGAGGCGACCAAAGACUCGACUCGUCUCUUCUCAAAGAAUCCAUCCGCAUGAUGUACGUGCUGGGCGUUUACGUGAAACAGUUUGAGCCCGUGUUUUUGAAGCAGUCAGUCGCGUAUUUCGAGGAAUUUGGCGAAUCGUGGAGUGCGUCCAGCCUCAAGGACUAUAUUGCUGCCUGCAAGGACCUUCUCGACCGAGAGGACUACCGAUGUAUCGCGUACAACUUUGACGGUACCACCGAGAAAGAUCUCAUGGACUCGGCGCACAAGAUUCUCAUUGAUCAGUACUCUGAAAAGCUGCUGCACGGCGACAGCUUGUCAAACCUGUUGUCCGAUAGAGACGUCGCGUCGAUGAAGGGGCUGUACAAUUUACUGAGGUUGUCUGACAUUCAAAAGAAGAUGCAGAUGCCCUGGACUGAAUAUAUCCGACGGACUGGUGCUGCCAUCAUAUCAGACAAAGAGAGAGGAGACGAAAUGGUCAUUCGGCUGCUAGAGCUGAGGCGAUCGCUAGACCUCAUGAUUCGGGACGCGUUCCAAAGAGACGAAGACUUCCUAUGGGGCAUGCGAGAGGCCUUUGGAAAGUUCAUGAACGACCGCAGGACGGCGUCCUGCUGGGAUACAAGCACGUCCAAGAUUGGAGAAAUGACCGCCAAACAUGUAGAUGUGCUGCUGCGAGGCGGCUUGAAGGCUCUGCCCAAGGAGUUGCUGUCCGACGCCAAGGAUCGAGCGGCGGCCGAGAAGGAAGGCCAGGCAAGCACGGCGGACGAGGACGCCGAACUGGACAGGCAGCUUGAUCAGGCGCUCGAGCUCUUCCGAUUCAUCGAGGGCAAGGAUGCCUUUGAGGCCUUUUACAAAAAGGACCUGGCGCGGCGCCUGCUGAUGGGCCGCAGCGCAAGUCAGGAUGCGGAGCGGAACAUGUUGACGAAGCUGCGCAGCGAGUGCGGGUCAAACUUCACACACAACCUGGAGCAGAUGUUCAAGGACCAGGAGCUCGCCAAGGACGAGAUGGAAUUGUACAGGCAAUGGAGCGACAAGAACCGGGAGCGCAAGGGCCCGGUAGACCUGUCCGUCAUAAUCUUGUCCGCCUCGGCUUGGCCGUCUUACCCCGACACGCGGCUCAGCCUGCCCGACGAAGUGGCCACGCAGAUCGAGAGGUUCGACCAGCACUACAAGAACAAGCACACGGGGAGGGUGCUCACGUGGAAGCACUCCCUCGCGCACUGUUCCAUCAAGGCGUCGUUCCCCAAGGGCACCAAGGAACUUCUCGUGUCGGCCUUCCAGGCCGUCGUGCUGAUGCUGUUCAACAAGGAGCCCGAGGGCGGCUUCUUCACCCGCGAACAGAUAUCCGCGGCGACGGGCCUCCAGGGCGGCGACCUGGACCGGACCCUGCAGUCUCUGGCGUGCGGCAAGGCGCGCGUCAUCACCAAGCACCCCAAGGGACGGGAGGUCAACCCCGCCGACACCUUCACCUUCAACCGGGCGUUUUCCGACCCCAAGUAUCGCGUCAAGAUCAACCAGAUCCAGCUCAAGGAGACCAAGGAGGAGAACAAGGCCACGCACGAAAGGAUCGCCCAAGACAGACGCUUCGAGACGCAGGCCGCAAUCGUCCGCAUCAUGAAGAGCCGCAAGUCGAUGGGCCACGCCGAACUCGUAGCCGAGGUCAUCAACCUGACCAAGAAGCGAGGGAGCGUGGAGCCCGCCUCGAUCAAGAAGGAAAUCGAGAGCCUCAUGGAAAAGGAUUAUCUCGAGCGAGAGGAUAAUUCGUACACCUACCUGGCGUGA
Metarhizium album ARSEF 1941 is the source of this 2388-nucleotide messenger RNA. Its product is annotated as ubiquitin ligase subunit CulD. The coding region runs from base 1 to 2388 and encodes 795 amino acids. Gene Ontology annotation, cellular component: Cul4-RING E3 ubiquitin ligase complex. The transcript has 2 exons. Gene Ontology annotation, biological process: ubiquitin-dependent protein catabolic process; DNA damage response; protein ubiquitination. Lineage: Eukaryota; Fungi; Ascomycota; Sordariomycetes; Hypocreales; Clavicipitaceae. Gene Ontology annotation, molecular function: ubiquitin protein ligase binding. The record is from RefSeq and is a predicted model, not a curated record.